AUGAUUCUCAGGAGACAAUGGAUUAGAACUUUCAAUCAGAUUCGCCGUUACAGCGAAGCAAUUCCAAAUUGUAAGGUGCAGUGGUACUAUGCUACUGAUGUACCCAACAAGAAACCAUUUGAACCUGAAUAUUCCAGAGGUGAAAAAGAACCCAAAAAAUUCUUAGCAUUCUCGCAAACGGAUUCUAGACGACUAGAACGAUUUUACCAGUUGUUCAAAUCGAAGGAUGAAGCCGAAUCAUCUGCUUUCAAAGCCAUUCCAGUGAAUGAGGAUUAUUUGUUCGAGGUCGAUUUAUCGAACAAAGAGUUGCGUCCUACAUAUUGGGAAGGGCCCGUUUACGAAGUGCGGCGCGGCCUUUGGUUCAAUUCUGAUGGUUUGCCUCUCCAGGAUAGCUUAACUAAAGAGGUGGAAAAUUUGUAUCAAAAGGUACAUCGACACAAGCAAGAGCUUCAAGCGUCAAGUCAGCUCACGAAAAACAACGGGAAGGAACCUGAUCAAGAUCCUCAUCGUGAUCUGUUCAAGCUCAGCGGCAACAAGAACCUCGGGAAAUACGUAUUUUUUUCGGACGAUAAAACCGCUUUUAUCCUGCCGGCGCUUUACGGGGGAAGUCUGCAGCUUAACUGGCUCCGAAGCAAUGUGACACAAGCGGUAAGAUUCGGGAUCACCAAAUUAACGCGUGGGGUUGAUGCCGAUACUAAUAUUUUAGAUGCUGCAAAAGAAAGCGUCGAGAAGGAAGUGGAGGAGACAAGUAAAGGACUGGGGAAACUGACGGAUAUGAUCAAUUGGGAAAUGUUCGGGUUUAUGAGUGGUUUGAAUCCUCUUGUUGGCUCCUCCAAGCGGCCGCGAACUGAGCGCGACGCAGACAAAGCCAUGGAGAAGGAAAUAGAAACGGAUUAUAAUGGCGGCGAGAGUACGAAACGAAACUCUACAUCCAAUCAUCGGGACGUGGAUCAUCUCGUGUUUUGUGUUCACGGAAUUGGCCAAAACUUAGGCAAGAAAUACCAGUAUGUCAAUUUUGCGCACACUGUCAAUCUACUUCGUCAAAAUAUGAAGAAGGCCUAUGAGAAUAGCGACAAAUUGAAGGAGUUGAACAAGGCAAAUGGUCAAGAAGAUUGGAGCGCUAAUUGUCGAGCGCAGGUGAUCCCAAUUACCUGGCGACACCGGAUAGGCUUCAAGACUGACGACUACGAUAUAAACACCGAAGAUGUGACAUUACCAACUUUGAACGAUAUAACACCUGAUGGUGUGAAGUCGCUGCGAAAGGUCUUGGGAGAUGUAGUUUUGGACGUUCUACUCUAUGGAGAGCGUCAGUACAAGCAUCGAAUUUUGACCGCGGUGACAAGCCAACUGAAUCAUCUCUAUAACCUUUACUGUUCGCGAAACCCCGGUUUUAACGGGAAAGUUCACAUCGUUGGUCACUCAUUGGGCAGUUUGAUUCUGUUUGACAUUUUAGCAAACCAGAAACAAUAUGCUCUAGACUUCGAUGUGCACAAUUUUUUCACGAUUGGUUCACCAGUCGGAGUUUUCAAGUUAAUACAAAAGUCGAGGCUUCGGGGUUCAUUAGAUGAAAGUAGCGCCAAAUAUCAAUCUCCCAAAUGUCAGAAUUUCUACAAUGUCUUUCAUGUCUGUGACCCAAUUGCUUAUCGAGUGGAACCCCUGGUGGAUCGUUCCCUCGCCAGUAUACAGCCGGCUUAUAUGCCUCAUUGGACAAGCAACGAUAUCACAUCUAAAGUUUAUGAGCUCGGAACUUCUCUAAUUAGUUCUGACCCCCAGAAGGAUCAAAAACUUUCCACAGUGCUAACUGCAAGACAGCUAGCGCUGCUGACAGAUAUUAAUGCUUCUGGUCGCAUUGACUAUUCAUUUUUACCAAAUUUCUUGGAGGUCGAUCUAAUAUCUGCAAUUCGUGCGCACGUUAGCUAUUUUGAAGAAAUGGAUAUGGCAGCAUUUCUACUGCGAGAAUUGCUCUCCAAGCGACCAAGAGUCACAAAUCAAGUUCGGGCUCGAAAGAAAACUGAGCCAGACGCUCAUGAAUAA
This is a messenger RNA of Lachancea mirantina, 2034 nucleotides long. NCBI's taxonomy places the organism in Eukaryota, Fungi, Ascomycota, Saccharomycetes, Saccharomycetales, Saccharomycetaceae. The record is from the annotation of a GenBank genome assembly.